Paramecium tetraurelia is the source of this 639-nucleotide messenger RNA. RefSeq lists its product as uncharacterized. Lineage: Eukaryota; Ciliophora; Oligohymenophorea; Peniculida; Parameciidae. The transcript has 5 exons. The record is from RefSeq and is a predicted model, not a curated record.
AUGCAAGAGUUGCUGAUUAAGUUAUUCAAUAUUAUUUGUGAAGAGGAUCAGACCAAAUAGAAGUUUUAUAAAUGCAAUAAUACAUGCGAAUAGUUAAAAUUAAUCACAGAUAUCAUAAUUAAAAAGCAAUCAGAAUUCUUAAGUUUGGAAAAGCAAUUACAGAAAUAUGAAUCUGAAGUCAGAAAAAACAUUAGAGAUUAGUAUCUGAUGCAAUAAUAAUAAGAUGAUUUGUAACAAAAAGUAGAAGAACUAGAAAAAUCAAGAAAUGAAUUUUUAAGUAACACCAAGAAUACUAUUAUUAAAUUGAAAAGAGAAAACGAAGAAUUGUAUUAAAAAUGUAAAUCCUUAACUGCUUAAUUAUAAAAAAUUGAUAAUUAAUCAAUCAGCAAAUAUUCGACUGUAGAGAAUACAAUUACCAAUAUCACUAAUACUCUUGAUUAAGCUAAAUUAAGACCAAAAACGAAUACAACACCUUAGAAAUUGAAAACAGAUGUGGAUACUUCUUAAAAACGAUUAAGUCAAUAACUAAUUAAGCCCAAUUACUUUCAAAAAAAACAAUCCACAUAGAUAUCUAUACAAAAUAAACGACAGUCCUAUUAGUACAUGGAAAAUCAACUAAAUUUAACAACUAGUAUGUGA